AUGGCUUCGGUCGGAACAAGUGUCGUACUUGGCGGGCUCGACGGCACAAUAGUAUCCACAGCAAUUCCAUCUAUCGUUGACGAUUUCCAUGCCCUAGGCUCCAUAGGCUGGAGAUCAAGGCGCAGUGCUCAUGUUGACUGGACACAGUUCGGAUCCGUCUACUUUCUGACCGGAGCUUCGAAUAUCGUCUGGGGCAAGGUCUAUCGCUAUUACCCUAUCAAGGUCGACUUCCUGGGCGCGAUUGCACUUUUCGAGCUGGGCAGUCUCAUCUGCGCAACCUCGCCGAACGCUACGGCGCUGAUCGUCGGACGGGCCAUCGCAGGCGUCGGUGCUGCGGGACUCCAAGCGGGCGGCAACAUCAUCAUCGGCUUCGCUGCUUCGCCUAAGAGACGCCCAAUCUUCCUAGGUAUGCUGGGCGCUUGCUACACGAUAUCGUCUGCUCUUGGACCAAUCAUAGGUGGCGCUCUGACUUCGAAGACGACCUGGCGUUGGUGUUUCUGGAUCAAUCUACCCAUUGGUGGUCUUGCAUUUGCAGCCGUGUUUCUUGGCUAUCGCACUCCUGAGAAAUCUCGAUCCUCGAUACCAGCGUCAGAGAAGCUGAGGCACCUGAAUCCAUUGACCUAUGUACUUUGGUGUGCGGCACUUAUAUGCUACCUGCUAGCACUACAAUAUGGUGGGCAGACCAAGAGCUGGAGUGACCCAACAGUCAUCGGCGUCUUGGUUGGCUUCGUCUUACUUCUCGGGGCUGGCGUAGCCUGGGACCAAUGGUGUGGCGACAACGCCUUGCUCCAACGACGCCUUUUGAGGAUUCGAGCUAUAGCUGCUGCUGCUCCAUUCGUCUUCUUUCUCACAGGCAAUUACUCGAUCAUGAUCUACUUCAUACCACUAUAUUUUCAGAGCGUUACGGGAGCCUCUGCGAUUAACAGUGGUAUCCGGACGCUUGCUCUUGUGCUUCCUUUAUCCAUAUUUGCACUUGUCGCUGGUGGUAUUAUCAAGAAGACAGGAUACUACAAGCCACUUCUCAUGUUAGGUUCUGGCAUGACCGCCCUCGCAGCAGGCCUGAUCUACACAUGGGAUGUGCACACGUCGAUAGGCUGCUGGAUCGGUUACCAAAUUCUCCUCGGGGCAGGCAUGGGUCUGUCCGGCCAAGGAUCUAUCAUUGCGGCGCAAGCUGCCGUGCACUACAGCGAUAUUGCGACAGCGACUGCCACAGUGCUGUUCUUCCAAACUAUCAGCGGCGCCUUCUUUAUCUCGGCAGCGAACAGCGUCUUCGCAAACCAGCUCAAAAGAGCGAUUGCAAGUCGCGCCCCAGGUGUGGAUUCCAGCAUCCUCUUCGGCGAAGGAGGUGCGGCGAAUCUUGGCGAGCUGUUCUCUAAUCAAGAUCUGGACAACGUACUUGCUGCAUAUCUGCAAGCACUACGUAGCGCGUAUGCUCUGGCCCUUGCAUCUGGCGGAUUGGCAUUUCUGUUCAGCUUCGCCGCCGAGUGGAAGAAAGUCAACAUGGAUGCGAUUGGAAAAGAUGGUGAUGACGCGAAGGCUGUCGAGACUGUAGCGACAGAUGACGAACGUGUUGACAAGGAUGGCUAG
Recurvomyces mirabilis is the source of this 1587-nucleotide messenger RNA. RefSeq lists its product as uncharacterized. The record is from RefSeq and is a predicted model, not a curated record. NCBI's taxonomy places the organism in Eukaryota, Fungi, Ascomycota, Dothideomycetes, Mycosphaerellales, Teratosphaeriaceae. Bases 1 to 1587 code for a protein of 528 amino acids. The transcript has 7 exons. Gene Ontology annotation, biological process: transmembrane transport. Gene Ontology annotation, molecular function: transmembrane transporter activity. Gene Ontology annotation, cellular component: plasma membrane.